CACAACUCACUGCCGACAUUAGCGUCAUUGAUUCUCGCACGCUCAUAGUCGAUAGGAUUGGGCCAAGAAAAUCUUUGUGCCGCUGGGGAACUUAUGCCCUAGUCAUGUGGGAAAUCUUUCCCACUUCGAAACCGCUAAGCUUUUCCUAAAAAUUUCUUCAUACCUGACCUUUCAAGCAAGCUGCGCGAGUUUAAGCAAAACCGUAAAGGUUUUGAACCUUUUAUAGAACCUGGUUCUUGUCGCGACAUCGUGCCAGUUCUUUCUAUCGUUGGCCGAUCUACGUGUCCAACUAUGACACGUAUAGAUGGAGCUCUUAUCUCGGCGGUAAAAUAUUUUAGACCGAAAUCCAAUCACAGCGAAGACCUUCUACUAAGCUCGAUACAUUAUAAGGUGGCUUUUGGAAUAAUUCUCGCCUGUGCGAUCCUCACUGGACUUACUUCGUGGUACUCCCCGAUUGAAUGCACUAGGCCGUCAGGCAGUGUGUUCGACAUGUCAUACGUGAGACAGAAAUGCUAUGCAUAUUCCUCGUACAUUAUUGAAGGCCCACACGCUGACGAAGGGAUCUUUCAUGGAAUUAUUAAUCGAGCUUCAAACGAGAAGAAUUCCUAUGUCUACGUUAAUUAUUACCAAUGGGUCACUCUCUGCUUGGUUAUACAAGCCGCAAGUUUUCAGGUUCCUCGCGUGUUGUGGAAAGCCUUGGAAGGCGGCCGAACCCGUAAACUCGUCGAACAGUUUAGAGAACUCGAGGCUGCUACGAACAACGUACGUGUUGAACGAAUCAUCUUGCUGGCUCAGCGACUUCAAUCUCGACGACAAAACGAGACCACUCGUUACUUCUAUAUGUUCUUGAUAUGCCAGGCCUUCUACUUUUUCAACGUUAUAAUACAGUUCUCGUUAACUCAGAACUUCCUUAACGGCCAGUUUAUCAGCUUAGUGCCGAAGUGGCUGAAAGGAAUGCCUGUGCUCAACAUCGUGUUUCCGAAGGCGGUCAAAUGCGAUCUAGAAUCAUACGGAUCUGGUGGCAGUACCGAGCAUCAGAAUGUAAUCUGUAUAUUGGCGAUAAACGUUCUCAACGAAAAAAUCUACAUUCUUCUGUGGGUCGUCUUUAUGCUGGCUUUGGUGACGGCCAUCUUGCAGUUGGUUUACGUCACCGUGAUGGCGACUUCAGAGAACUUACGCAACAACGACCUCGAAAUCCCUGAGGAAUUCAGAAAAGGCAAUACGAGCGGUAGGCCACUAGUGACUCAAGGUGAAUGGCUUUUGCUGAGAUUCCUGAAAAGCAACCUGGAUGAUAGCCGAUUAUUCGAAAACUUCAUUAGCGAAUUCAUAAAGAAUCGCAUCCAUAGAUACGUAAAUCAAAUCUAAUUGUCCUACUCGUUCAUCGUCGAUAGCGUAUUGCAAGCGUCCAUCGUAGGAAAUCGAAUUAGAGAUAGCGAAAAAUCACACAUUAGCCCAAACCCAGAACAGUAAUUAGCCCAAAUUGAUGCAACUAAACAUUUUCCACUUCGAAGGAGCGGGUAUCCAAAGAUCAACACACACAGGCACUUGUGUAUAAAUAUACGCAAACAACGCUGCAUGCAACCGCUUAGACACCAUUUUUUUUUAGAUACCAAA
Varroa destructor (honeybee mite) is the source of this 1614-nucleotide messenger RNA. RefSeq names its product innexin shaking-B-like. Gene Ontology annotation, molecular function: gap junction channel activity. The record is from RefSeq and is a predicted model, not a curated record. NCBI's taxonomy places the organism in Eukaryota, Metazoa, Arthropoda, Arachnida, Mesostigmata, Varroidae. Gene Ontology annotation, cellular component: gap junction; plasma membrane.